Messenger RNA from Aethina tumida (small hive beetle), 964 nucleotides. Its product is annotated as NADH-quinone oxidoreductase subunit B 2-like. The record is from RefSeq and is a predicted model, not a curated record. The coding region runs from base 238 to 831 and encodes 197 amino acids. Gene Ontology annotation, biological process: aerobic respiration; mitochondrial respiratory chain complex I assembly; electron transport coupled proton transport. Lineage: Eukaryota; Metazoa; Arthropoda; Insecta; Coleoptera; Nitidulidae. The transcript has 2 exons. Gene Ontology annotation, molecular function: quinone binding; NADH dehydrogenase (ubiquinone) activity; 4 iron, 4 sulfur cluster binding.
AGCAAUCAACAAAGGAGAUAAUAUUGAUUUGACAAAUCAAACACUUGGUCUGGGAUAAUGGGGAUUUACACGCAACCAGAGUAAUGAACUUUUCCCAUCAAUGCUUUUAAUCAUGGCCGCAUUCAGACCUAUUAACUAGGCAACUAAUUGCCUUUCACGACAUUCAAAACUGUUGCCAACAAAGCAAAUUAUGCCACACUUAUUAAUUUGGCAUUUGUGACACUAACGUCAGACGAAAUGUUCCUGCAAACCUUGCUGAAGCCACGGCGCAUUAUGGGGGCCACCAAAAGAUACCAGUGGACCAAGAACGAGCUCUUUGAACCGGGGGAAAAGAGGCCGUACUCUCCGUUUAAGCCUAAAGGAACGGCCGAGUUUGUCUUGGCACGUCUGGAUGAUUUAAUCAACUGGGGUAGGAGCAGGUCCUUGUGGCCCAUGACCUUCGGAUUGGCCUGCUGCGCCGUGGAGAUGAUGCACAUUGCUGCUCCAAGAUACGACAUGGACAGAUACGGAGUGGUGUUCAGGGCGUCCCCGAGGCAGACCGACGUGAUAAUCGUGGCCGGGACGGUCACCAAUAAAAUGGCCACGGCCGUUAGGAAGGUCUACGACCAAAUGCCGGAGCCCAAGUGGGUGAUUUCCAUGGGUAGCUGCGCCAACGGAGGUGGGUACUACCACUAUUCGUACAGUGUUGUCCGGGGAGUCGACAGGAUCAUCCCCGUUGAUGUUUACGUGCCGGGGUGCCCCCCUUCCGCUGAAGCUUUGAUGUACGGGGUCUUGAUGCUGCAGAGGAAGGCCAAACGCCACAAUGCCCUCCAAAGCUGGUACCGAAGAUGAGCUAGCGUUGAUUUUCUGUUUGCAUUAAAUAGUUGUUCAUCAAUAUUACUGUUAUUAUUUGUACUACUAAAUAUUUUAGAUGCUUUUUUACAUCUUGAGUUGUGUCAUGAAAUUAUUCAGUGGUACUUUCUUC